Molecule: messenger RNA, 1591 nt
Organism: Triticum urartu
Lineage: Eukaryota; Viridiplantae; Streptophyta; Magnoliopsida; Poales; Poaceae
Source: RefSeq, a predicted model, not a curated record
ACGGCGUAGAUCCUCUAUUCUUUAACUGACCAGGAGUCUCGCAUCAGUCUACCACUUGCAUUGGUCUCGUCGAUUCGCCUUCCGAUCGCCAUGGAGAAGCAGCAGCAGGAGAGGAUGCUCCUCCAAGCCGCCUUCGACGGCAACCUCCGCCUCGUCAAAAAGAUGGCGCGGAGGCUCAACUCGGGGCCAGGCGAGGCGGCCAUCAUGGCCGCGGUGGUUGACGGAAACUGCGGGAACAGCGCGCUGCACCUGGCGGCCAUGGAGGAGAAGAUGGACGUCUGCAGGUAUCUCGUGGAGGACCUCCGCCUUGACAUCAACCAAACAAACGACAAUGGUGAAACUCUGCUAUUCCUUUCUGCAUUUUUUGGGAGAACUGUGGCUGCAAAAUAUCUUCUUGCUCAUGAUGCCGAUCCAAAGUUAGGUGGUAAAACAGGAUCGCCUCUCCAUGCUGCUGCACACAAAGAACAUCAAGGAAUAGUCAACCUGCUGCUUUCAAGAGGAAUUGAUGUGGAUUUACCUUCCCCGCUUGGGACUCCGUUGCAUUUGGCUGCUACUUAUGGUCAAGAUGGCACAAUGAAGAUUUUGUUGGAGCACCACGCAGAUCCAAACAAGGUUCUCAACCUUGAUGAUACCCCGUUGAGUAUGGCCAUAAGACCCAUACCAACUGCAUCGGUGAACUGUGUGAAGCUACUCAUUAAGGCUGGCGCUGAUGUGGAUUUCACUGACUCGAAUGGUGGUAGUUACGUGGCGUUGGCAGCAACUUGUGGCUCAGCUGGCAUCAUGAACUGUUUACUAGAAGCUGGUGCUAACCCGAAUAUUGCAGAUGAAUUUGGUAUAACUCCAAUUGAAGUUGCUGCUUCCCAAGGCAGAAGAGAAAUUGUUGAAAUGUUAUUUCCUGUAACUUCUCCGAUUUCAAAGCUUCCCGAUUGGAGCAUUGACGGGAUCAUUUCGCAUGUGAAAACUUUUGGUUUGCAGCAGGAUAAACUUAAGUGCCAGAAGAAAAGAGCUGAAUUGAAAUUAAAAGCUGCUGAGGCUUUUAAGAGAAGUGAAUAUAUGAUGGCAGCAGAGAUGUAUACUGUUGCAAUGGAACUUGGCCCUAGCUCAGAUGAUUAUGCAACCCUGCUAGCAAAUAGGAGUCUCUGUUUGUUGCGCUUGGAAAAUGGAUCUACGGCUCUCAAAGAUGCUACUUUGUGUAGAAUGAUGCGACCCAACUGGCCAAAAGCCUGCUAUCGACAAGGGGCUGCUUUUAUGCGUCUGAAGGACUACGAAAAAGCAUGUGAGGUUUUCGCAGAUGGCCUAAAGUUGGACCCUAAAGCCGUUGACAUUGAGAAUGCUUUAAGGGAAGCAACUGCAAUGAAGACUUAGCCUACACGCAUUACAUGAUACCUUGCGUAGUUGUGGCUCUCUUGUUGCUAGGUCCAGGAUCAGGAUAUCCCAGUUGUUCUCUACUUCUCUGGUAUCUACCUACAGCAACAGUGCAAGCCUCUCUUUUUUAAGACUUCUGGUUGCCCCUAUCGUGUGUAAACAUUACUGAAUGCGAUGGAUGUGUAUCCAGUUUCAGUUAAAAAGUCAACAAAAUGCUAUCAAUUGA